Messenger RNA from Lactuca saligna, 1371 nucleotides. The record is from the annotation of a GenBank genome assembly. Lineage: Eukaryota; Viridiplantae; Streptophyta; Magnoliopsida; Asterales; Asteraceae.
AUGGAGAACCUCCCUGAAUUUCUAGCACUCGAAAUACUGAGUCGACUUGACGACUCAGAAACGGUGGCUUGCUGCCGUAUGGUGAGUAAGACUUUCAAUUCUGUAUUUCCAGGCCUUCAAUUUAUAAACCUGCAGUGGCGAUUGAAAUGGUACCUGGAAUCAAGGUCCAGAGUUUCGAGUUCUUCAAGUUCUUCCCGAUUUACUCCCUCUCUCAAGAGAGUUUUUAUGAAUCUUGUAUCAAACUUAAGUGCACUGGAAUCGGUGCGUAUUGGCGUCGAGAAUCCACCUCUAGAUGUGUUGAACGCUGACGUUGAAGAUGAUGGCGAUGAUCUGCACAUCACCGAUGAGGGCUUCGUUAAGGAGUGGCUCCCUAGGGUUUCCGGAGCUUUGAAAUUGCUUUCACUAUCAAAUUUUUGGGUUCAGUCGAGUAGGCGUCGAUCAGAAGUCUUGUCACUGAUCUCUGUGCACUGUCAAAAUCUUAUUGAAUUUGAGCUGAAGAACGCAUGGCUAUCAGGACAAAACAUGAGUGCCAUGCCGAUGCUUACAAGUUUAACACUUGAACUCAUAAGAUUAGAUGACAAAAAUCUAACCGAGUUAAAUACAUGUUUCCCAAAUCUUCAAGUUCUUAACUUGAUAGAUGUUAGAGGUCUCAAAAUGCCGAUGAUCCACCUCCUCAACCUGAAAACCUGCCAUUGGAUUGUAACAGAUUCACCAUCAUAUAUAUGUAUAAUCGCACCCAAUCUCCUCACACUCAGACUCGAGUGUAGAAUUCCUGCUGCCCUUUAUAUUGAAGCUCCUGUGUGUUCCCACUUGAAUCUUGCACUUGAUCACUUGAACGCGUUUGCAGUCAAAAGAUUUAAGAACUUGAAAACUAUACAAUUCGAGUGUUCAAACAUUCGCUCCUUAAUUCGUAAGUUUCAUCAUUUAGAAACAGUAGAAACAGUGACCUUAGAUAUAAGAGCAGGUGGAAAUUCCAAAUUUUACCUAGAGGUUUUAUUCUGUACUUUCCCGAACAUAACUUCUUUGUGUUUUAAACCAAGGGUCUGGUUAGAAUUUGAGGUGUGGUGUGGCGACAAUGGGCUUAAAGGUGUGAAAAGAUUUUGUGGGUAUUUUUCAGUGAUUGAUCCUUUGAUGACUUUCGCCUUGGUUGAUUGCGUGUUAGAAGAAUGCUUCAACUGUGUAGAAAUCUCUUUACUCAUCCACCGUGGUGUUCCUUCUAAUGUAUCAAAACAUUUCAUCACUAAGUGCAUGGCUCAGUGGCCUGAUCUGAAGUGGGGAUGGGGGAUUUGGGAGGAAGGAAGGGAAGAUUCUUGGAUCCCUGAAGAGCAAUUACCUAAAACUCUUGUGGAGGAAGGAUCAGAUUCCAUAUGA